Messenger RNA from Phyllostomus hastatus (greater spear-nosed bat), 7722 nucleotides. It is a transcript of the gene F8, whose product is annotated as coagulation factor VIII. The record is from RefSeq and is a predicted model, not a curated record. Bases 153 to 7226 code for a protein of 2357 amino acids. Gene Ontology annotation, molecular function: copper ion binding; oxidoreductase activity. NCBI's taxonomy places the organism in Eukaryota, Metazoa, Chordata, Mammalia, Chiroptera, Phyllostomidae. The transcript has 26 exons.
GCAAGUAAAGUUCCCUAAAAUUCUCUAUAAAGCUUUUGGAACUUUUCAUUAAAUCAUAGAAAAUUUACUUUUUCUGUCUUGGGAGCCAACGAUAUUUUAGAGAAUAAUUAAUCUGCGUUUCUCCAGUUGAACAUUUCUUAGCCUUAAGAGCCAUGCAAACAGAGCUCUCCACCUGCUUCUUUCUGUGCCUUUUGCCAUUCAGCUUUAGUGCCACCAGAAGAUACUACCUGGGCGCAGUUGAACUGUCCUGGGACUACACGCAUAGUGAACUGCUCGGUGAGCUCCACAUGGAUACAAGGUUUCCUCCUGGAGUGCAAAAAUCUUUUCCACUCAGCACCUCAGUCAUGUACAAAAAGACUGUCUUUGUAGAGUUCACAGAUCACCUUUUCAACAUUGCCAAGCCCAGGCCACCAUGGAUGGGUCUGCUGGGUCCUACCAUCCGGGCUGAGGUUUAUGACACAGUACUCAUUACACUUAAAAACAUGGCUUCUCAUGCUGUCAGUCUUCAUGCUGUCGGUGUAUCCUACUGGAAAGCUUCCGAAGGUUCUGAAUAUGAGGAUCAGACCAUUGAAAGGGAGAAGGAAGAUGAUAAAGUCAUCCCUGGCGAAAGUCACACCUACGUCUGGCAGGUCCUGAAAGAGAAUGGUCCAAUGGCCUCAGACCCACCAUGUCUCACCUACUCCUAUUUUUCUCAUGUAGACCUGGUGAAAGACCUGAAUUCAGGCCUCAUUGGAACCCUGCUGGUUUGUAGAGAAGGAAGUUUGGCCAGAGAAAGGACACAGACCUUGAAUGAAUUUGUACUACUUUUUGCUGUAUUUGAUGAAGGGAAAAGUUGGCAUUCAGAAACAUAUGAGUCCUCUGCACAAGCUAUGGAAACAGUAUCUGCUUGGGCCCGGCCUGAAAUGCACACAAUCAAUGGCUAUGUAAACCGGUCUCUCCCAGGUCUAAUUGGGUGUCACAAGAAAUCGAUAUAUUGGCAUGUGAUUGGAAUAGGCACCACCCCCGAAGUGCACUCAAUUUUCCUUGAAGGUCACACAUUUCUUGUGAGGAACCAUCGACAGGCCUCCUUGGAGAUCUCACCAAUAACUUUCCUUACUGCUCAGACACUUCUAAUGGAACUUGGCCAGUUUCUACUCUAUUGCCAUAUCUCUUCCCACCAACACGAUGGUAUGGAAGCUUAUGUCAAAGUGGAUAGUUGCCCAGAUGAACCCCAACUACGGAUGAAAAACAAUAAAAAAGAGGAAUAUUAUGAUGAUGAAUUUUAUGACUCUGACAUGGAUAUUGUCAGGAUUGAUGAUGACAACUCUCCUCCAUUAUUCCAAAUCCGCUCAGCUGCCAAGAAGCAUCCUAAAACUUGGGUUCACUAUAUUGCUGCUGAAGAGGAGGACUGGGACUAUGCUCCCUCAGUCCCCACCUCCAAUGACAAAAGUUAUAAAAGUUUAUAUUUGAAUAAUGGUCCUCAGCGGAUUGGCAGGAAGUACAAAAAAGUCCGAUUUAUGGCAUACACAGAUGAAACAUUUAAAACUCGUGAAGCUAUUCAGUAUGAAUCAGGAAUCCUAGGACCUUUACUUUAUGGAGAAGUUGGAGACACACUGUUGAUUAUAUUUAAGAAUCAAGCAAGCCGACCAUAUAACAUCUUCCCUCAUGGAAUCACUGAUGUCAGUCCUUUGCACUCAGGGAGAUUGCCAAAAGGUGUGAAACAUCUGAAAGAUAUGCCAAUUCUGCCAGGAAAGAUAUUCAAAUAUAAAUGGACAGUGACUGUAGAAGAUGGGCCAACUAAAUCAGAUCCUCGGUGCCUGACCCGCUAUUACUUGAGUUCUAUUAAUCUAGAGAGAGAUCUAGCUUCAGGACUCAUCGGCCCUCUCCUUAUCUGCUACAAAGAAUCUGUAGAUCAAAGGGGAAACCAGAUGAUGUCAGACAAGAGAAAUGUCAUCCUGUUUUCUGUAUUUGAUGAGAAUCGAAGCUGGUAUCUCACAGAGAAUAUGCGGCGCUUCCUCCCCAAUGCAGAUGGGGUGCAGCCCCAGGAUUCAGAGUUCCAAGUUUCCAACAUCAUGCACAGCAUCAAUGGCUAUGUUUUUGAUAGUUUGCAGCUGUCAGUCUGUUUACAUGAGGUGGCAUACUGGUACAUUCUAAGUGUUGGAGCACAGACUGACUUCCUUUCUGUCUUCUUUUCUGGAUAUACCUUCAAACACAAAAUGGUCUAUGGAGACACACUGACUCUAUUCCCAUUCUCAGGAGAAACUGUCUUCAUGUCAAUGGAAAAUCCAGGUCUGUGGGUUCUGGGGUGCCACAACUCAGACUUUCGGAACAGAGGAAUGACAGCCUUACUGAAGGUUUCUAGUUGUGAAAGAAACACCGGUGAUUAUUCUGAGGAAACAUAUGAAGACAUUUUAACUUCCCCACUGAAUGAAAACAAUGUCAUUGAACCCAGAAGCUUCUCCCAGAAAUCAAGGCACCCCAGCACUAGGCAAAAGCAAUUUGAAUCCACUAUACCUCCAGAAAAUGAUAUGGAGAAGAUGGAUCCCUGGUCUGGAAAAAGACCACUGGUGCAUAAAGUACAAAGUGUAUCCUCUAGUGAUUUGUUGAUGCUCUUGGGACAGAAUCCUACUCCACAUGGAUUAUCCUUACCUGAUCUCCAAGAAGCCACAUAUGAGGCUGAUGAUCAUUUACCUGGAGCAAUAGAAAGAAAUAAAGGCCCAUCUGAAGUGACAAAUCUCAGACCAGAGAUCCAUAACAGUGGGAACAGAGUAUUUACUCCUAAGCCAGACCUGCAAUUAAGACUAAAUGAGAAUUUAAGAUCAACUAGAAAAGUAGAGUUGAGUAAACUUGAUUUAAAAAUUGCUACUUUAUUAAGCAAUCUAAUGACUUCACCAGCAAUUCCACCAGAAGAGUUGGCAGCAGGUACUGAAAAGACAGGUUCCUCAGGACCCCCAAAUAUGCCAGUUCACUUUAGUAAUCAAUCAGGCACCACUGUAUUUUACAAAAAUGCAUCUCACUUUAUUGUGUUUGAUGUGCCUUUGGGUUUGAGUAAGGGAGAUAAUGAUUCUAAGCUGUUAGAAGCAGCUUUAAUGAAUAGUCAAGGAAGUUCAUUGGGAGAAAAUGGAUUAUCAAUGGAGAGUGAGAGGUUAUUUAAAGAGGAAAGAGUUCAUGUACCUACUUCAUUGACCAAAGGUAAUUUUUUAUUCAAAUAUAAUGUGUCUUUAGUGAAGUCAAACAAGGCACCAGUUACCUCAACCAUGAAUAGAAAGACUUACAUUGAUGGCCCAACAUUAUUAAUUGAGAAUAGUACAUCAGUCUUGCAAGAUAUUAUAUUAAAAAGUAAUGCUGAGGUUCAAGAAGUAACUUCUUUGAUUCAUGAUGAAAUGUUUAUUGACAAAAAUACUACAGCUUUGGGGCUAAAUUAUUUGUCAAAUAAAAGUAGCUCAUCAAAAAUUAUGGACAUGGUCCACCAAAAAAAAGAGGGUCCUGUUCCAGUAGGUGCAGAAAAUCCAGAUACAGCACACUUCAAGAUGCUGUUCUUGCCAGAUUCAGAAAAUUGGGUAAAAAGAACUCAUGGAAAGAACUUCCUAAGCUCUGGACCAAGGCCUGGACUAAAGCAAUUGACAUCUUCAGGAUCAGAGAAAUCUGUGAAAGAUCAUCAGAAUUUCUUGUCAGAGAAGAAUAAAGUGGUAGUGGAAGAGAAUGAAUUUACAAAGGAUCCAGGCCUCAAAGAGAUAAUUUCUCCAAACAGCAAGAGCAUAUUUCUUAAUAACUUGACUAAUAUUCAAGAAAAUGAUACACACAAUCAAGAAAAAAAAUCCCAGAAAGAGAUAGAAAGGAAGGAAAAAUUAAUCCAAGAGAAUUUAGCUUUGUCUCAUGUAUAUACAGUGAAUGACACUAAGAAUUUCCUGAAGAACCUUUUCUUACUAAGCACUAAACAAAAUGUAAGUGGUUUAGAUGAGGGGACAUAUACUCCAGCACUUCAAGACACCAGGCCAUUAAACAAUUCAGCAAAUAGAGCAGGGAUUCACAUGCCCCAUUUCUCAAAAAUAAGGGAGGAAGCAAAUUUGGAAGGCUUGAAAAAUCAAACAAAGCAAGUGGUAGAGAAGUAUCCAAGCACCGCAAGGAGCGCUCCUAAUCCAAGUCAGCAGAACGUUGUUGUUCAACGUGGUAAGCGGGCUUUAAAACAAUUCAGACUCCCGAAAGAAGAAAUCAAACUUGAAGGGGGAGUGAUUUUGAAUGACACCUCAACACGGUGGUCCAAAAACAUGAAGUAUUUGACCCAGAGCACCAUCACACAGAUAGAGUACAAUGAGAAGGAGAAAAGGGCCAUUACUCAGUCCCUCUUACCAGAUCAUUCUAUGAGAAGUCAUGGCAUCAUUCAAACAGAAGGAUCUGCAUUACCCAUGGCAAAGUUAUCAGAAUUUCCAUCAAUUAGACCUACAGAUCUGAUCAAGAUCCCAUCCCAAGACAAUUCUUCUCAUCUUCUAGCAUCAGCUUGUAGUUAUGCCUUUAGAAAGAGCAGUUCUGGGGUCCAAGAAAGCAGUCGUUUCUUACAAGGAGCCAAAAGAAAUCAUUCUUUAGCUUUCCUAAUGUUAGAAAUGAUUGGAAAUCAAGAAAAGACUCGCUCCUCAGGGGAAAGUGGCAUAAUGUCACUCAUAUACAAGAAAAUUGAGAACACUAGUCUCUUGAAACCAAGUUUAUCUGAAGCAUCUAAAAAAGUUGAAAUACUUCCUAAAGUUCAUGUUCAUCAGGUAGCCCCUUUCCCUACAAAAAUUAACAAUAGAUCUCCUGGACGCCUGGAUCUAACAGAAGAGAUCUUCCAACAGAAAACACAGGAUGCUAUUAAAUUUAAUGAAGUAAAUAGACCUGGAAAAGUGCCCUUUCUGAAAUGGGCAACCAAAAGCUCUGGAAAGACUCCCUCCAAGCUGAUAGGUCUUCUUGCUUCAGAUAAUCAAUAUGCUACCCAGACACCAAGAGAAGAGUGGAAAUCCCAAGAGAAGUCACACACAAACAUAGUUUUUAAGACAAAAGACACCAUUUCACCCCUAGACCCUUAUAAAAACAAUCAUUCAAUAGCAGCAAUAAAUGAAGGACAAGAUAAGCCCCAAAAAGAAGCCACUUGGGCAAAGCAAGAAGGGACUGGAAAGUUGUUCUUUCAAAACACACCAGUCUUGAAACGCCAUAAAAGGGAAAUAACCCUUCUUUCUCUUCAGACAGAAGAAGACAAAAGUGAUUAUUAUGAUGCUUUUUCAAUUGAAAUGAAUAGAGAAGAUUUUGACAUAUAUGGUGAGGAUGAAAAUCAAAACCCCCGCAGCUUUCAGAAGAGAACACGACACUAUUUUAUUGCUGCAGUGGAGCGACUCUGGGAUUAUGGAAUGAGUAAAUCCCCGCGUGUACUGAGAAACAGGGCUCAGAAUGGAAAUAUCCCUCAGUUCAAGAAGGUGGUUUUCCAGGAAUUUACUGAUGGCUCUUUCACUCAGCCCUUAUAUCGUGGAGAACUAAAUCAACACUUGGGACUCCUGGGUCCAUGUAUAAGAGCAGAAGUACAAGACAAUAUCAUGGUAACUUUCAAAAACCAGGCCUCUCGUCCCUACUCCUUUUAUUCUAGCCUUAUUUCUUAUGAGGAAGAUCAGAGGCGAGGAGAAGAACCUAGAAAAAAGUUUGUCAAGCCUAAUGAAACCCAAAGUUACUUUUGGAAAGUGCAACAUCAUAUGGCACCCACUAAAAAUGAGUUUGACUGCAAAGCUUGGGCUUAUUUUUCUGAUGUUGAUCUGGAAAAAGAUAUGCACUCAGGCUUGAUUGGACCUCUUCUGAUCUGCCGCACUAACACGCUGAACCCUGCUCAUGGGAGACAAGUGACAGUGCAAGAAUUUGUUCUGUUUUUCACUAUUUUUGAUGAGACCAAAAGCUGGUACUUCACUGAAAACAUGGAAAGGAACUGCAGGGCUCCCUGCAAUAUCCAGAUGGAGGACCCCACUUUUAAAGAAAAUUAUCGUUUCCAUGCAAUCAAUGGCUAUGUGAUGGAUACUCUACCUGGGUUAGUAAUGGCUCAGGAUCAAAGGAUUCGAUGGUAUCUGCUCAGUAUGGGCAGCAGUGAAAACAUCCAUUCUAUUCAUUUCAGUGGACAUGUAUUCACUGUACGGAAAAAAGAGGAGUAUAAAAUGGCAGUCUACAACCUCUAUCCGGGUGUUUUUGAGACAGUGGAAAUGCUACCAUCCAAAGUUGGAAUUUGGAGAAUAGAAUGCCUUAUUGGCGAACACCUACAAGCUGGGAUGAGCACUCUUUUUCUGGUGUAUAGCAAGCAGUGUCAGGCUCCACUGGGAAUGGCUUCUGGACGCAUUAGAGAUUUUCAGAUUACAGCUUCAGGACAAUAUGGACAGUGGGCUCCAAAGCUGGCCAGACUUCAUUAUUCUGGAUCAAUCAAUGCCUGGAGCACCAAGGAUCCGUUUUCCUGGAUCAAGGUGGAUUUGUUGGCACCAAUGAUUAUUCACAGCAUCAUGACCCAGGGUGCCCGACAGAAGUUCUCCAGCCUCUACAUCUCUCAGUUUAUCAUCAUGUAUAGUCUUGAUGGGACUACAUGGCAGAGUUAUCGUGGGAAUUCCACUGGGACCUUAAUGGUUUUCUUUGGGAAUGUGGAUUCAUCUGGAAUAAAACACAAUAUUUUUAACCCUCCAAUUAUUGCUCGGUACAUACGUUUGCACCCAACACACUACAGCCUCCGUAGUACUCUUCGCAUGGAGUUGAUGGGCUGUGAUUUAAACAGUUGCAACAUUCCACUAGGAAUGGAGAGUAAAGCAAUAUCAGAUGCACAGAUUACUGCCUCAUCCUACUUAAACAAUAUGUUUGCUACCUGGUCUCCUUCACAAGCCCGACUUCACCUCCAGGGGAGGACUAAUGCCUGGAGACCCCAGGUGAAUAAUCCAGAAGAGUGGCUACAAGUGGACUUCCGGAAGACAAUGAAAGUUACAGGAAUAACCACCCAGGGGGCGAAAUCUCUCCUUACCAACAUGUAUGUGAAGGAGUUCCUCAUCUCCAGUAGUCAAGAUGGCCAUAACUGGACUCCGUUUCUUCAGAAUGGCAAAGUUAAGGUUUUUCAGGGAAAUCAAGACUCCUUCAGACCUGUGGUGAACUCUCUAGACCCACCACUGCUGACUCGCUACCUUAGAAUUCACCCCAAGAGCUGGAUGCACCAGAUUGCCCUGAGGCUGGAGGUUCUGGGCUGUGAGGCACAGCAGCUGUACUGAGCAUAACAAGAAAUAAAGUACAAGACCUUUGGCAUUUUCAACGGAAUAGUUCUGAGACCUUCAUAAAUUCUCCUGAUCCAAUAAAACAACUAUAAUGUAGAAUUUCCUCCAUAAAAUGUAGUAAAAUAUAAUUGUUUAUAUUUUAUUAUAAUCAUAGGAUUUUCUUAAGUGCCCCCUCCCACCCCUAUUAACCUGGUAGCACUAGGAUAACCAACCAUCCCAGUUUGGCCUGGACUGUCCCAGUUUAAGCAAAGCCCUUGCCAGUCCCCUUGCCCCUCUUUUCUAGGCCCAGACCAUUCCCUAACUCCAGUCCAGCAUGCCUCUCAGACUUGCCUUCUACCCCUGAGCCUGGCCUCUGGGUUACUUCCUGCCCUACAUUGCCUUGGUGCUAUCAUUUUUCUACGUAUUUCAAGUAUGCAGUCCAAGCACACACUGCCCUGAAGCUUCCCAAAGGAGUUGUCAUUAAUCCAGCAUUUUAUGGGAGUGUUGCAUCCUA